GCGCCAGGCAAGCAGGUAGUUGCGUUGCCAAGGGAAGUGGCUGCAGGUAAAAGAUUUAGACAGACAAAGGAGCAACCAUGGCGUCCACUUCAGAAAUCCAGGCAGAUGCACAGCCAUCAGUGCCCGACAGUUACGACCCCGGCGUGGAAUGCUGGGAACCCUUCGAGAGAGAAUACAGGAUGGAUCGGAAGAAUCAGGGCUUCUGCCUCAUCAUCAACGUAUUGCGUUUCAGCAUAGCCUCGUGCCUACAGCUGGAAGACAGGCGAGAGGACCUCUUCAACAGAAAGGCAAAAACCAUAAAGAAUACUUUUGAAGCUAUGGGUUUCAAGUGCGAAGAUGUCGAAUGCCGGACAUGGGAAGAAAUGAAAGAAAAGCUGAAUGAGUACAAAGACAAAAAACAGGAACUACGCGACAGCAAUUGUUUUGUCUGUUGGCUUUUGACGUGCCGAACCGAAGACAACAAAGUUGUCCAACUGCACGCGCACAACAGACCAAUGCAAGUGAAUGACAUCGUUGAUCCAUUCAUUGGAAAGAACUGUGAGGAACUUGUCGGAAAACCGAAACUGUUUUUCAUUGAGGCAGACCUUGCAGAGAAGAAAAAAGAAUCCACACUCGCUGACGAUAGAUCCCCCUCUGACAAGGCCCCCCACAAGAUACCUAACACCGCAGAUGUCCUCGUGGCGACCUGUAUGAUUGGAAAAGGGGACAUGCGGUACACAGAGACCGUUUGUGACGUCUUCGGCGAACACAUCACCAAGGAGCCAGUGAACGAAAUCGCAGUCCUAUUGGCCGAAGUAGCAAAUCGAAUUGGUAGUAGCAAAUCGAAUUCUGCGACCACUAGCCCGACCCAAUCCACACUUACCAAACACCUAUACCUGACAAAGAUGGACCGCUUGACAGACGAGACACCGAAAGAACCUUCUGUGCGCACCUAAUGCCCAAGUUACAUGCUGUCGCAAGGAAACCAUAUUUAUCAGCAUGCUGAAAGUACACUCUUAAAAAUGAACUUCACCACAUAGCACGCUCCUAGCCAACCACCAUC
Messenger RNA from Ornithodoros turicata, 1042 nucleotides. RefSeq names its product caspase-7-like. The record is from RefSeq and is a predicted model, not a curated record. Gene Ontology annotation, molecular function: cysteine-type endopeptidase activity. Gene Ontology annotation, biological process: proteolysis. NCBI's taxonomy places the organism in Eukaryota, Metazoa, Arthropoda, Arachnida, Ixodida, Argasidae. Bases 78 to 935 code for a protein of 285 amino acids. The transcript is spliced from 9 exons.